This is a messenger RNA of Solea solea (common sole), 1989 nucleotides long. It is a transcript of the gene scrt2, whose product is annotated as scratch family zinc finger 2. The transcript is spliced from 2 exons. Lineage: Eukaryota; Metazoa; Chordata; Actinopteri; Pleuronectiformes; Soleidae. The record is from RefSeq and is a predicted model, not a curated record. Gene Ontology annotation, molecular function: RNA polymerase II cis-regulatory region sequence-specific DNA binding; DNA-binding transcription factor activity, RNA polymerase II-specific. The coding region runs from base 532 to 1497 and encodes 321 amino acids. Gene Ontology annotation, biological process: regulation of DNA-templated transcription.
UGCGAAUGCACAGACGGUUCAGUAGUAAUUUGAUGUGUGUCCCCGGGGACAUUUGAUGGAUUAAAGCUAAGCAGCUCCAUUUCGCAGCACCACCUGAUCUUCCACUGCCUGUGCCCCAUAUAAAGGCUGGCGUGAUUGCUGAUCUCAGCUAGUCUGACAGUCUCUCUCUCUCUCUCUCUCGCUCUCCCUCCUCUCCCUGUCUGUCUCCAUCUCUUCUCUUCCUCACUGGUCCCUUAAGCCUGCUGCAUCACAGGAGCUAUCCAGUGCUGAACAGGAUCGCUUUUAUUUUUUAUUUUUUUAUUUUUCUUGGGGGAAGCUGGGGGAGCCAGAGAGUAUCACACAGCAUUGCCGUCAGCCUCCACUGGGUUUCCAUUUUCUUUCUUAUUUUAUGUUUUCUGGCUCUUUCUCGUCCACGUCAACCGCAAGGAUUACCUUCAAGACAACUCCGCCGCCCGUGUGCUUCCUCAGAGGGUCUCUCAUUUUUCUCUCAUGCAUUUUUCUCCCCAGCUCUGUGUUUUUAUCCAUUGAAACAUGCCCCGCUCAUUUUUGGUAAAGAAAAUCAAGCUUGAUGAUUUCUCUUCGUCCAAUGUGGCCACCUCCAAUCACCACCACCACCACCUGGACGACUCGUUCACUUUUGCACGCUCCAUCACAGACUCGGUGACCAGCCUUGGGGUUCGCCUCAGUGAGAAUGGCUACAUCCAGGAUUACAUCACACCAUCUGUAUACCAGGGGGAGAAGAAGAUGGAGCACAAGUUGGCAUCACCGGUGUCAGACCCCCUCUACACCCAGGUGAGCAGUGGGGAGGAGUACUGCGACCCCGACCUGAAGCACCCCGACAGCCCCCAGUCUGGCAUGACGGCCAGAGGCUUCUACAGUGGUGAAUCGGAGGCCCUGGCCGAAGGUUACACCAUGGAUGCCUUCUUCAUCUCUGACGGGCGCUCGAGGCGGAAGGGAGACACCGAGAGUCGCGGAGGAGGCUCGAGAAGCAGCAGCGCCAACGACGGGGUUCCGGAGAGGGGGGUCGCUGGCACAGCUCGCCAUUCCUGCAACGAGUGCGGCAAGACGUACGCCACCUCCUCCAACCUCAGCAGACACAAGCAGACGCACCGCAGCCUGGAUAGCAAGAUGGCCCGCAAGUGUCCCACCUGUAAUAAAGUCUACGUGUCCAUGCCAGCGUUGGCCAUGCACAUCCUCACCCAUGACCUCAAGCACAAGUGCGACGUGUGCAGCAAGGCUUUCAGCCGGCCAUGGCUUCUUCAAGGUCACAUGCGCUCGCACACGGGGGAGAAGCCCUUUGCCUGCGCUCACUGUGGCAAAGCCUUUGCUGACCGUUCAAACCUCCGCGCCCACAUGCAAACACACUCUGCCUUCAAGCACUACAGAUGCAAGCGCUGCAAUAAGACCUUCGCUCUCAAGUCCUACCUGAACAAGCACUAUGAGUCAGCUUGCUUCAAGGGCUCUGCCGACGAAGACGACUCUGGAUCAGAAAACUAACCGCGAGGAAGAAGCAAAAUUUUGAACCCCCCGUGUAGGUUCAUCACUAAUAACCCUGUUCACUCUGCCCUCCAUGCCUUUUUUCUUCCCUUUUUUUAGAAAGCAAUAUUUUCACUGAGAUUACGUGAAGAAACUCUAAUGAUUAUGGCAAAGACAAUUUCAAAAAAAAAAGAUGCUGGAUUUUUUCCCUGCACAGUAGCUAAUCAUCCACAGAAACAUACAAUCAAACAACCUUCCCCCCCCAAAUAAAGACUGUAGAUGAUAGUUGUACACAAUUAAGCAACAUGUGCUAGCAUGGACGCAAGCUCAUGUAAACACACACACAUACACUCACAUACGUGUAUGCACAUACACACAGACACACCUUUGUGCUUGUCACCCUUUGUGAGAAGAGAUAAAAUCUAGCCCCAACACCUCGAUCUUAACCCUAAGCCAUUACUUAAUCCUAUGUCUAACCUGAAUGCUAAACCCAAGUCUUAAUGCCCAAGUUGC